CAGAUUACGUUCAAGCCCUACUCCGCAUGCGCAUCAAAAACAAACAAGCGAUUUGAUUGGUCUAAAUCCACAGCGUACAAACGGUCUGGGAAAUUUGGAAAGUAAGGUUAGUGUCCACUAGCCUAGGUUUAGAGACAACACAGAUGAUAGAGACCAGUCAAGAUGCCAACUGCUGGAGAAGCUAAGGCCAGGGUGCAAGGAGCAAAAACCCCAUCCCAGGCAGGUCAGAAGGAAAACAUCAGACAGACAGUACACUCUGUGAAAAGUAAAAUCCCUGUGGCAAGUAGCAAAAGCUCUGUAAAGAAAAGCGUCAAGCUGAACAAGGCUAGGCCAAUACCCGACUUCAACAAGCUUCACCAGAACUGGAGUGAUAGGUUUGAACGUGGAAAAGCAUGUAGCAAAAAGCCAUGUACAGUUGCAAGUGAAUUUGUACUUACAAAAUCUGGUAAAAAAAUUCGUCCCAACAAGCCUCAAGAUGUUUAUGACCAUAAACAAUACGAAGAUGAAGAUGAGGAAUUUUUCGACCAGAACGCAUUGGAUAAGGUGGUUGCAUACAAGGAACCUGGAUCUCAUGCUAGGCCUGUGAAGAGAAAGAUCCUCGGAGAGUUAGCUGCAGAGUUUAACAAACCACCAUCUGAGAGAUCUCCCAGGUCACCUAUUGUUGCACUGGAUGAUGAAGACUUUGGUUUCAAGACUGAUGCUGGGGCCCUGGAAAGUAUCCUCGACAACACUGGGAUUUCAAGUAACUUCAAUGCAAAAACUCCAGUCUCCCACUCAACAAUGGCUGCAAGACACAAGAGCCCACACACAGGACUUAGGCCCUCUAUCUACUACAAGGGUCCUGGAACCAGAACAACAACAACAAAUCGUGCAUACACUGACAUUCAAAGUCGAACCAUGUCCAGAACUACUUUGGAUGCACGCUUGCAAGUACCUGGGCUAGAGCGAGCUGCAGGUGGUACCUCAAAACAGCAGCAGCAGGAGCAGCCCAGACAGUCUAUAUACUAUGCUGGAACUGCCAAGUCAAAGAAAGCUCAUCAAAAGAAAGUCCCAAAAACACCUGGCACUGCAGCCAGAGUGCGGCUUCUUCAGACUAAAUCUCCAGCCAUGAGAUCCCCAGCUUUUAGAAAGACACAAAAGGUGCCAGCCAGUUGCUCUGCUGUAAGGUGGUCUGAUGUUCUACACCAUAGCAACAUCAAGAACAAACCAGUGGAUAAUCUAGCUAUGAGGUUGUUUGAGGGAGAGGACCAAACUGAGGAUGCAAUGAACCUACAGGCCAGGAAAGUCUCACAAAUAGGACAUCUUUCAACAGACUCUAAAGCUCAGGAUAUAAAGAUUGAAGAACUGGUUGAAAACAGCAAGGAUCAAGUUAACAGCCCUAUGUUUGAAUCUUUGGAUAUUGAUAGAGAAGCUGCCUUUAAAAAACUAAAGGAGAUUGAAGAAAUGGAGAGACUUCUGGAAAGAGACAUUGAGGCAAUGGAGACUGUUAAGAUAAGUCCCUCUAACCAGUUGACCCAACCCUCCAUCCAGUUGACCCAACCCUCCACCCAGUUGAUCCAACCCUCCAACCAGUUGCCCUCACACCUCUCCGUUACCCAACCUAAGAGAUCUCUUAGUCCCUUCGGCAGUAGUCCCCGUGAAUGUGACAUAAACCCCAAUGUUGUUAAUACAGAGGGGCAGCCAUUCAGGUGGACUGAUAAAGGGUCUCCUGUGAGACCAGCUAGCAAGACUCCACCUGAGUACAGCCAGUCUUAUACAUCUGGCUUUAUACAGGAUAAUCCACCCCAGUUAAGACAGGACAAUGUACCCCAGUUUAGACAAAAUAAUCCAUCCCAGUUUAGACAGGAUAGUUUUGCUCAGUCUAAACUGGAAAAUGCAUCUCAAUUCACAUAUGAAAAUACACAUGUGAAACAACUGAACUUUCAUGAAAACAUGAAAACAAACCUCCAUAAACUUCAGCCAGGUGGAAGAACUACUGGUAUCAGUUUGGUGAAGCAGGAGUUUCUGGACGAUGAGAUGACGGGUUUACACGGAGCCCAUGAUACUCAGCCACAAUAUGGGCAAGCUUUCACCAUGUUACAGGAACCACAAAAUCACAAUAUUCUACAGCUGCAGGGAUCACAAAAUAAUAAUGGUAUUCCACAGUUGCAAGGACCACAAAAUCCACAGCUGUUUCAGAAUCAAAUUGAACCAAAUCAUGUAAAUGUAAUGCAGACACCAGCUUUUGUAGCAUCAAAUUACACAAAUGUAAAUAAUGCAAUACCAGAAAACCAUGCACAGCAAGCACACAUGUUAAGCACACCCCAGGGACAUCUUGAGCAGCACGAGGAAGAUGAUAUCAUUCACCAAAUGAAUGACAUUGAACAGAGGAUAAAUGAAUCAAUCUGUGAGACGAUAGACUCACAUUCAACCACUGAUUUCCAAACAAACAUUGUCAAUGAAGUACAGCGUAUCAGCUCUGUUGUUGAAAACAUGAUGAAACAUCAAUCAAAACAAACAAACCAGGAGCCAAUCACACACCAGAGUGAGAUUCUAAAACAACUACAGGAUAUAGGAGCCAAAAUGGAGCUUAUGAUGCACCAACAACAAGCUCAAAACUCAGUACACAGGCAAGCACACACAUACAAUCCUCAGCAGUCACAGGCUCAGCAACUGCACCAGCAAACCCACACUGAAGCAUCAUGUGCACAAGAGGAACACAAUGAGCCACCACAAACAAAAAUACCCAGCCUACAAAUGCUGCAAAAUGAUCAAGCAUACAUGCAGUCACCAGAGUUGCUUCGUCAACAAUCAUGUGAUAUACAAACAAGUGAUAAAUCAUUGGCUAUAAUACCUGGGGAGCACUCAGCUAAAGCACUUGGCCUACAGCAGUACAGAACUCCAACUACUCUCAUGUCAAGUCUUUCAGCUUUCCCCAAAAUGUCAAUCAUACCAGAGGACUCAAAUACACCACCCCCUCUACAACAAGUCACACCCACUCAGCAACAUGCCACACCUACCCAGCAACAAGCCACUCCCACUCAUAUUGAACCAACACCCAUUCAGAACAAAGCCACACCCAACUUCCUCACUCCAACUAUGCCCAGCCCUGGUGUCCCCUUCAUGCAGUAUAUGUCCCCAGUACCCCAAUUAUUAACCCCAGUAGUUGUUAAACCCCAAGUCUUCACUGACUCAGUGUCAAUAAAGACUGAAGAAUCUGGAGACAACGACCCCACUACUGCAGGAGACUUCCAGACUUUGUUGAGUGACCUAGAAAAACAGAUUGCUGGCUCAGUAGAACUCAACAUUAAGAAUAAAUUCUUAGACAUUCUAAUAGAUGAGGAGUGUGCCAUCUAUGCAUGUCGCCAGAUGACACAGUACACGCCUAAGAUGUCUCGCUGUCGGGACCCUGUGGCCUUUAACCUCACCGAUGGAGAUGACCGGCAUUUUAUCCCUAUAAGAGAUGCAUGUUGGAGCAAGAAACCAGCUGGAACAUCAUUCACAGUCUAUACUAAAGACCUAUGAGCAGGAGUGGACAACAGAUAAUCAUAUGAGAUCCUGUGGGAAAUAGCAAUGCAACCAUGUUCUCAUAGAACGAAGAAGGCGAAAAGGAGUGGAAUUAGCAAGGAAUGAAGUAAACAAACAUGAAGUUUGUAUCUUCAGUCAACAGUACAGUUAACCUGUCUAUAAGUGAACAUUUCUGGAACCAGCUUAAGUGAUUUCAUUAAGUGAUGGAGGAGAGAGAGGUUGUGAUAUCUACUAGGGAGUAAAUGGCAUAUCUCAUAACUGGGAUAACAAGAACAUUUGAUGUGUUCAUGUUACAGAUAUGAUCACAUUACAUAGAGGUUUUACUGUACCAUACAUAAUAGAAAUUCCCCCAUUCAAUGCUAUGUUUUUCAACCAAUGUAUUAACAUGGACAUCAAGCUGUUCUGGUUAAUAUGCUAUCUAUCUGACAUGGUCAAAUCACAAGAGAAUUCAUUCAAUUCAAAAUGUCAUUUUUGAAACUAGUUUUAUGCCUUGACCCCAACCUCUAAAUUAAUUUACAAAAUAUUGAAUGAUGACAUUUUUAAUCUGAUUUGAUAGGACAAGACAUUUCUUUAUUAAGAUUAUCAUAUAUAGAAACAUGUCUUUUGGCAGCAUUCCUAAAUAUUGGGAGAUCAAUUUUGGCAACCAUUUGUGGUAAACUUGUUGAUGAGUUUAUUUAUGGACUACAAUCAAUGAAUCAAAUGAAAAAUGCACUACAUGUACAUGGUGAACUGAAAUCCUGUACUAAAAUGGGGCAAUAUGUCUCAAUAUAUACAUAUUUAAAAAUUGUUUAGAAUGUAUUUAAAAAUAUAUCUAGAGCCGAUUGGAAAUAGAGUUAAAGUAUUUGGGAGGUUGAUGAAAGUUGAGAUUUGAGAGGUAAAUGGAUGAAUUUUUGAUUUUGAGAGGUUGAGUGAAGAAUUGAUAUUUGAGAGGUUUAUUGAAAUCAAUUUGAGAAUUAAGAGGUUGAUUUAAGAGUUAGUUCAAAUUUGAAAGGCUAUCAAUUAAUGUGCUACAGAGAUGUGUACAGUGCAUUCUGCUUCUUGUGUGAAGUUUUAUGUGAAAAUUAAGGUGAAUGUUGUAUUGAUUAUUGUUGUUUCAAUUAUAAGGCCUAUUAUCGUAUGAUCUGUAAAAUGAAGCCCUCUGAUUGGUCAGUUCUUGUGCUGUACCAAUCUGUAUUGCUGAGAUUGUCCCCGUUGAUCAUCUCCGUCGCAAUACAGA
Molecule: messenger RNA, 4723 nt
Organism: Owenia fusiformis
Lineage: Eukaryota; Metazoa; Annelida; Polychaeta; Sabellida; Oweniidae
Source: the annotation of a GenBank genome assembly